Adineta ricciae is the source of this 2382-nucleotide messenger RNA. The record is from the annotation of a GenBank genome assembly. NCBI's taxonomy places the organism in Eukaryota, Metazoa, Rotifera, Eurotatoria, Adinetida, Adinetidae.
AUGCAGAAAAAUCAGCAACAUUUCGUUCGACCUUGCGCGGUUUUUGUCGAACGAUUGAAUGAUUCGUUUAUUUCCUCGAAACGUUACAAAGUCGAUGCUGACAUCAUCUAUCGUCCACUACACGAUCAUACAUCGAAUCCACACGAUGAAUUAUCUGUCGAUGUCUUAAUGCUACCAAAUAAUAAAGUCAAAAUCUCAUCGUCGUCGACAUUCGAAGAUAUACCAACAUCCCAAACAAGUACUAACGAUGAUACGAAACCGAUUGUACGCAUACGUCCACAUCAAUCAUCAAUUGAUUCGAUGGAUUAUGAGACACCACAGCCAACAACAGCGGCAGCAACAACAACAACAACGACAACGAAACGUAACAGUACUCAAGCAACGACAUCACGUUCGUCGAAUAAAUUUGAUAAUGAUUCUUAUUUAUUCAAUGGCACAUUCGAUUCUGACGAUGAACUUGGAAUGGAUUUGAAUGACGAUGAAUUAGCGUCGAUUCAUCGUGUUCUAGAUUUCGACGAAGAUGAAAUGUCCAACUUCGAUGAAGACAAUGCACAUUUGUCAUCAACCGGUGGACCUGGAUACCAUGCUGCUCAAUUACCCGAUUUAGUCAUGGGUUCAUUACGAGCUGAUAGCGAUGUCAAAUUCGAACCUUCGUUUCAGUAUAGUGAUUUAUUUAAUCGUAAAGGACGUACAUUUGUAUGUGAUGAACGAGGCAACCGUGUUGUUUCCGUCAAACUUGAUAAAAACUCGGCGAAACGUUUAAUUGAUGCGAUUGAAAGAAAUCUAGGACGAUUAGUACUCGAAGAAUGUCGUCGUGGUGAUUUACAAGCACAUAUUUUAAAAGUUGUUUUCAAAGAUGAGCAAGAAUUUUUCGAUUUUAACCGUUCAGCAAUUGUAUCCAAGCAUUCAUUUAAACAAUGUCCCGAAAUGUAUAUGAGAUUCAUUGAAAGUCUCUUCGAAUCGCAGUCGUAUCCAAAUGAGAAUGAGAAUGAUCCGUUAGGAACUGAUGAAGGUGAUCAAAUGAGUCAUUCCUAUUGUUGUAAAGUACACGAAUGUGGAGAAGCAUAUACAACAAAAUCUGAAGCGAUAAAACAUGCAAAGAAACAUGCUGAACUUGAUCCAUUCGAUUUUGUUUGCGAUCAUUGUGGAAAGAAAUUUCUCGGUAUAGCAAACAUGAAACGACAUUUACGUGUUCACAUGGGUAGUGAAGGCAAAGAUUUUGCUUGUCCACUAUGUCAUUACCGCGGUUGUACAACUACACAUGUAAAACGUCACAUGGCACAUAAGCAUUUAGAAAAAUCGAUUCCAUGUCCUUACUGUUCGUUCAUGGCUGCAACCAAUGCCGAUCUGAAAAUUCAUAUGGCUCGUCGACAUUGGGAUAUCGAAGGACUUGAUAUUCUUAAUAACUUACCAAAAACAUAUAAAAAAGAAUGGAAAUGCAACAAAUGUGAUACUGUGUUUCAUGAUUAUUCGGACUUUCAAAAUCAUAUCUAUAGUCAUUCAAGUCAAACAAACAAAUUUCAGUGUAAUCUGUGUCCAUACAAUUGUAAAAGUUUUUCAAAAUUGAAACGUCAUAUGCUCUAUCAUCAAGGACAACGAAAUUAUGAAUGCCCUAAAUGUAAUAACAAAUUUUAUCAAAUGGAACAUCUUAAGCGCCAUUUAACAUCCAUACAUAAAUUAAAUAUUCCGCAAAUUGGACGAGGAAAUCGAUUAUUUGGAUCAGAUCUUCUGAAACGCAAUUCGGAUAUGCCGAAUAUAGCACCACCCCAUGGCACUGUUCCACAAUGUUACAAAGUUAUAUCGAAAUGUGUGUUUACUUGUCAGAAAUGUCCUUUCUCCACGACAAAACUCUACCAUUUGAAUGAACAUGUCAAAAGCGAACACUUACAAUUGGAUGAUUCAGCACAUGUGUGCACGUUCUGUUCGUAUAUAACAGAUAAAAAAACAAAUUUAAAACGACAUUUACAUCAUAAUCAUGCUGGACAAUCGAAUACACCUGUUCUCUUAUCCAAUGACGCACUUCUCUCAAAUCCGAACACGAAAUUUCAAUGUGGAUUAUGUCGUCGAUAUCAAAGUAAUGUAGACGAAUUCAUUAAACAUAUCACGGAAAAGCAUCGAAUGGAUGUAGUCAUUCUUGAUUCAGCGAAUAACGGAAACAUUCAUCAACAAAUCAAGUCGCGCGGUCGCGCAGAGUUAAUCUGCGCCAGUAAUAACACGACACCAUUUCGAUUCGACGAGUUCGGCGGUCUUGUCACGGUGAUGAAAAAUCCCGGAGCGACGAAUGAUAUGAAUAUAGAUCAAGCCACAAUUGCUGAUCAAAACAAUCCAACAAAUUCAGUGUCGACAGCGAGUUCAACGACCGACUUUUUACUUCCGCAAUAA